AUUUGUGAUGUUGAUGACGACACAUUGUGGGCGUGUCUUCUGGCUGUAGUCCACUUCCUGUUUCUCUGCCUGGUUUCUCUGAUCUGAUCAGCUCUUCAGCUCUUCAUCCUCCGACUGACGACAGAAACACACCAUGUCACAUCAAACGGGCAUUAAAGCGGGUAACGAUGUGAAAGAUGUCUUUGCCACUGCCAGAAGCGGAGACCAAUAUCGAGUCUUAAAGGUCGUCAUUGAUGGCGAGCAGCUGACUAUGGGCACCACCGGGAGAGCAUCCAAGAAGUGGGACCAGGAGUAUGAUUCCUUAGUGCUGCCCCUCCUCGAGGACGACGUGCCCUGCUAUAUUCUGUACCGGCUGGACUCCACUAACAACCAGGGCUACGAGUGGGUCCUCCUUGCCUGGUCACCAGACAGCUCUAUUGUGCGAAAUAAAAUGUUAUAUGCUGCUACCAGAGCCACACUGAAGAAAGAGUUUGGAGGCGGGCACAUCAAGGAUGAGAUUUUCGGAACCACAAAGGAUGAAGUGACUCUCAGCGGAUACAGGAAAUAUCUAACCUUGCAGGCUGCUCCCCUGCCCCUCACUGCUGCAGAGGAGGAGCUGAGACAGAUUAAACUAAAUGAGGUGCAGACGGACAUCAGCGUGGACACCAAGCAGCAGACUCUGCAGGGAGUGGCCUUCCCCAUUCACUCAGACGCUGUUGCAGCACUUGAACGUUUUAGGGACAAACAACUGAAUUACGUACAACUGGAAGUAGACGCUGAACAGGAGCUGAUUCGGUUGUGCAGCACUGAGCCAACAGAGUUGAAAGACCUGCCGAUGAGAAUCCCUAAAGAAUCUGCACGUUACCACUUCUUCCUCUACAAACAUUCCCACGAAGGCGACUACUUAGAGUCCACAGUCUUCAUUUAUUCUAUGCCCGGGUACAGUUGUAGCAUCCGAGAGAGGAUGCUGUAUUCCAGCUCCAAAAAUUCCUUGGUCGACAUGGUGGAGAACAAACUCCAGCUCGAGAUUGAGAAAAAGUUGGAGAUUGACGAUGGGGCUGAGUUGACCAGUGAUUUCAUGUACGAUGAGGUGCAUCCCAAGCAGCAUGCACACAAGCAGGCCUUCGCCAAGCCCAAAGGCCCCGGAAAGAGGGGCGGCCGCCGCAUCACCCGACCACCCGCAGAGGCAGAGGAGGAAGAUUAAACAGACCUCAGCACCCGACCACCUCCACCUCCACCCCUGGCACGUUCCACAGUGGAACAUUCCUGCGAUGGGGGGGAAUCAUAUUUGCCACGCUUGUUUAAAAGAAUAAGACGACAACUUCAAAUCCCCACAAAGUUCCCCAGAGACCCAACUAUGCACGCCAAGGACAACUGAGCAAUGACACACUUCAGAAUUUCCAUUUGUAGCUUGCCAAAUGGAAGCAUAUUUAUGUAUGUUAGUACAGUCACAAUUCAUUCACGAUUCAAAGAGUCCCAAACAAAGUCAAGCUUGAGGUUUUUACAUUGUUGCCAGUUCUGAGACUUUAAAAAAAAAUGUUAGUGUGACGAAUGUGAACCUGCGCCAAUAUGAUAAAACCCCCACUUUUUGAGUUCACAUGCUCGAAUUCUUAACUUGCAUUCCUUAAGUCUGUGUCAAUUAAUGUUUUUUUUCCGUGUCUAAUGUGUUGAAUUUGUGUCCUACUGUUUGCACAAUGUGGUGCUCCAAAGCAGAAAAGAUUGAAUUAUUCCCACUUGUGUCUAUUGAUUCAUUUUAACAGUGCAUUUUAUAUUGGAAAAAUUGACUUCUUUUUUGAUAUAACUGUGGUUUACAUGAAAAAUCAUCUGCUGAGAAACUUAUUUUUCUAUGCAAGUGCUGUAAAUGUACAUAAUUGUAGCUGUGUGAUGCUCUAUGAUAAAGAGUCUGGUCUGUUCUGGUGAUUGUCUGUGUCAGUGAGGAUCACAGUGGAAACAACAGGGGCUUCCAGAAAUAUGACAUCAAUACUUCUCCCAUUUCACUGAAGAGGAAGCUGCUCACACUUUGCUGGUUCCCCCUUCAAACGGGCACCAAGCAACCUGGAUAGGAAAGGGAAUACUACAAGUACCUUGAUUAAAAAACAAAUGUUGCCACAUCCACUGGUCUAGCGAUUAAUAUUAGGCAAACUACUUAGCUCACCUCAUGUUCGAAAGGAAUAUCCUUUCCU
Molecule: messenger RNA, 2162 nt
Organism: Sebastes umbrosus (honeycomb rockfish)
Lineage: Eukaryota; Metazoa; Chordata; Actinopteri; Perciformes; Sebastidae
Gene: twf1a
Product: twinfilin actin-binding protein 1a
Exons: 9
Coding region: 134-1183 (349 amino acids)
Biological process (GO): barbed-end actin filament capping; regulation of lamellipodium assembly; actin filament depolymerization
Cellular component (GO): actin filament; cytoplasm; myofibril
Molecular function (GO): actin monomer binding; actin filament binding
Source: RefSeq, a predicted model, not a curated record